Messenger RNA from Mycotypha africana, 426 nucleotides. RefSeq lists its product as uncharacterized. Lineage: Eukaryota; Fungi; Mucoromycota; Mucoromycetes; Mucorales; Mycotyphaceae. The coding region runs from base 1 to 426 and encodes 141 amino acids. The record is from RefSeq and is a predicted model, not a curated record. The transcript has a single exon.
AUGAAAGUAGUUUCCAUCUUUGUUCUGUUUACGUUUGCUGGUGUUAUUCUGAUCAACAAUACAGUGAGUGCUUAUGACGAAGUAGACGAUGAUUCUGGUGAUGAUCUUUCUAAUGGGCAUAUUACCAAUAGUGGUGUUGGUAAUUGGAAGUUCCAAACUCGCUCCAUUCCAUCUAAAUAUAUACUCGGAGAACUGAAUGAAAGCAUUGAUCGCGACAAUCCAUUGGAAACUGAUGGAAAUUCGAAAGCAAGAAUUUUAAAAAGAAGAAACUUUCUUAGGAUGACUAGACGUCAAUCUUCUUCCACUUUGGAACAUGGUAAAGUUGAUGAUAAGGACAUUGCUAAGGUUUUCCCAGACCGUGGUGGAAAUAGUGGUGGAGGACUUUCUUCAGGUUCAAUUGCAAGUUCACGUUCGCGCGAAGCUUAG